This is a messenger RNA of Cryptomeria japonica (Japanese cedar), 1181 nucleotides long. Its product is annotated as protein translation factor SUI1 homolog 1. NCBI's taxonomy places the organism in Eukaryota, Viridiplantae, Streptophyta, Pinopsida, Cupressales, Cupressaceae. Gene Ontology annotation, molecular function: RNA binding; translation initiation factor activity. Bases 515 to 850 code for a protein of 111 amino acids. The record is from RefSeq and is a predicted model, not a curated record. The transcript has 3 exons. Gene Ontology annotation, biological process: translational initiation.
GUAUCUUCGUAGUGGAGCAAGUAUUAUUUUAUGUUUCGGAUAUGCAUCAUCUGGGUCCAUGCCUUAAGCACCACACAAGUCUCUUUGGAAUCUGGACUAUGCAAGGAAAUUCAAAGAAAAAUGUGGAAUUAUAACCGGUCCGUCCAUUAACAUGGACACCUGGAAGUAUUGGGUAAAGGCGUGUGGGCAAUGGACACUGUGAUAUGAUGUGAGCAGCCCCACAUUUCCCAAUUUUCACUCAUAUAAAACAACUUUUAACAAAUCUGAUUGCGAUCGGAUCGUAGUGCAAAGGGAUCCAAUGCACUCUCUUGCCGACUCAAAAACUCUAUAAAUUGUUUGAUCGCAUUCUUACUCCUCCUCAGCAAUUCCCCACUCACCUUCCUCAAUCUUUCUUCUCCUCUCUGGCUUUCCAUUGCCCAUUUUCAUAACUUGCAGAAAGCCAGGUUGAGGCAGAUCGAUUGUGGGUUUGAGAUUUAUAAGUCAGGGGACAGAAGCAGUGCUUGAAAACACUUUGAUGUCACACUUGAUUACUGAUGGUCUCAACCCUUUUGAUCCGUUCCAGGAGACAGAGGUUGAAGAUUCGAGCGGGGCAGAGUAUGUCCAUGUCCGUGUUCAGCAGCGCAACGGCAGGAAGUGUUUGACUACUGUUCAGGGCCUUGGAACCCACUAUAAUUAUAAUAAGAUUCUUAAGGAUUUUAAGAAAGAUUUCUGCUGUAAUGGUACGGUUGUGCAGGAUAAAGAGCUUGGCAAGGUUAUUCAACUACAGGGUGAUCAGAGGAAGAACGUCUCCAAUUUCCUAUUGGGGGCCGGUUUGGUGAAGAAGGAUAGAGUGAAGAUCCAUGGUUUCUGAGUGUCAUAGGAGGUGAAAAUUUGAUAUGUUGGAAGAUCUACUAUUAUCAUUAUUAUGGCUAUUGUGAUUUAGAGUUCAAUUAUUUUAGCUUUUAGGCAGAACAUAAGUUUGAUGAGGUUAUCUGAGCAGAGGGCUUUAUUGACUCUUGGGGUUUGUUUCCUUAGCUUGGUUAAGGACAUGGACAGUGUGAGCAGCAGAUAGAAUAAGAAUAAGAAUAAGAAUAGAAUGCAAUGCAAACAAGUAUUUAUUCUCCAAUAUCUGGUUACUAAUUGCUGCUGUUAUUGUAAAACGGUUGUUACUUGUUUGAAUAUAAAAUGCUAUUAGCUUUUAA